Molecule: messenger RNA, 666 nt
Organism: Oppiella nova
Lineage: Eukaryota; Metazoa; Arthropoda; Arachnida; Sarcoptiformes; Oppiidae
Source: the annotation of a GenBank genome assembly
ACCGGAGCCGGAAUCGCCAAAACGGGAACUGCCAUAAAGUACGCGGGAUUGGGAGGCCUGGGAGUGGGCGCAUCGGCCGUCGCCUGGGGUUUCGAUAAGUCGACGAUUGGCUCACAUUUUAGUCUUCGUGAGAGCGAAGAUAACUCAUCCGACGAUUAGCAAACGCACACAUUAGCGCGUAGCCUAAGGGUAUGGCUGUGCGCCUGGAUGUUGGUCUGUAUUGUAUUGACGGCCAGUUAUGGCGGAGCGUUUUACGCGGACAUCACCCGUCCCGUCGAGUUGGGACGCAUACACACAUUACAUGACUUAAAUGGGGCUCAAAAAGAGGGCAAAAUCACGGUUUUUGGUAUCAUUGGUGGCAUUUACUAUAAUAUGAUUAAAGAGUCGCGAACGGGUGUCACCCAAGAGAUCGGUCACUCCAUGCAAUCGGUCGACAGCUUUAUAAAUGCUAUUUCGUUAUUAAAGAAAUCGGCAAAACCAUUGGCAUUCAUACUGACCAAGGAGGUAUUGGCGUAUUCAUUGCAUCGGUACGGUAUUCGUGGCUAUUAUAUUCCCGAUAAUACCGUGGACUCCAUAUUCACACUCAAUUAUGUGGCCAUUCCUAUGCCCAAUGACUUCCCAUACAAACAUGAGUUCAAUAAAUUGUAUAUAAAAAUGUUGUUUUAG